AGUUGUAUUAGCGUAAGUAAAUUGUAGGUGUCGCUGGCUUCUUUGGUAUUGUGAGAUGAACAUCAAUGACAUUUUCUUUAUUUACAAAAAAUCAUUGUUUCGUGUGAAGAAAACGCCCAAUUUAUUUCAAUAAAACAUUAUUGUGUUACUUAAAAAUCAUCUCUAAACAAUGGAUCACAUUCUCAACAGGAAACGUUCUAGGGAGGAGGAAGAUGCUUCAAUGGAUUUUAUGCCACUCUCCAAGCGAAUAAAUAAUCUUCAUCUGACCACAACAUCCCUGCCACAAAUCUACGAUAGUAACAGCUCAAAUUCCGAUGCGAUGUGUACCCAAAAUUACAGUCAGGCACCCCCAACGGAGCCUCCGCAGAACUUUGUUCACUUCUACUCACAACAAAAUACAUCUUCUGCCCAGCAACAGCCAUUCUUCAGCAUUCUACCAAAACCCCAAGAGGUGCCACAGGACAGUAUUCACAUGUCAGAAUAUUGCCCUGAGCUGAGUAUCAUUGAGAAUCCGCACUACUUCCUGAAGAACAAACUCCUCUUUGAGCUGCAUAUUCAGCGAUUAAAACGUUUCCAGUGCUUCGAAUUGGAUGACACUGUUCAGCUGUGAUGAUUUUUUUGGGGAGGAAUCUCGCAUUAAAGGAGGCUUUGUGAGUCAA
This is a messenger RNA of Lutzomyia longipalpis, 659 nucleotides long. RefSeq lists its product as uncharacterized. The coding region runs from base 170 to 610 and encodes 146 amino acids. The record is from RefSeq and is a predicted model, not a curated record. Lineage: Eukaryota; Metazoa; Arthropoda; Insecta; Diptera; Psychodidae. The transcript is spliced from 2 exons.